This is a messenger RNA of Impatiens glandulifera, 2863 nucleotides long. RefSeq names its product elongation factor 2. Gene Ontology annotation, molecular function: GTPase activity; ribosome binding; translation elongation factor activity. The transcript has 4 exons. Gene Ontology annotation, biological process: translational elongation. Bases 131 to 2662 code for a protein of 843 amino acids. Gene Ontology annotation, cellular component: cytosol; ribonucleoprotein complex. NCBI's taxonomy places the organism in Eukaryota, Viridiplantae, Streptophyta, Magnoliopsida, Ericales, Balsaminaceae. The record is from RefSeq and is a predicted model, not a curated record.
GAUCAUCAACCUAUCUUACCCAUUGCUCUUCUCUUUCUCUCUCUCUUUCUUUGAAGCGGCCGCCUUGUUUCAACUCUACGGAGUCUUUGAAACAAAUUUUAUUAGAUCCGCUUCUCACUGAACCGUCAAGAUGGUUAAGUUUACAGCUGAUGAGCUCCGUAGGAUUAUGGACUACAAGCACAACAUCAGAAACAUGUCUGUGAUUGCUCACGUCGAUCACGGAAAAUCCACUCUUACUGACUCACUUGUGGCUGCUGCGGGUAUCAUUGCCCAAGAAGUUGCUGGUGAUGUUCGUAUGACUGAUACCCGUGCUGAUGAGGCUGAGCGUGGUAUCACCAUCAAGUCCACUGGUAUUUCUCUCUACUAUGAGAUGGAAGAUGAGGCCCUUAAGAGCUUCAAGGGAGAAAGACACGGAAACGAGUACCUUAUCAAUUUGAUUGAUUCACCUGGGCACGUUGACUUUUCUUCUGAAGUUACUGCUGCUCUUCGUAUCACUGAUGGUGCCCUUGUGGUGGUUGAUUGUGUUGAGGGUGUCUGUGUCCAAACAGAGACUGUCCUCCGACAGGCUUUGGGAGAAAGGAUUCGACCUGUCUUGACUGUCAACAAGAUGGACAGGUGUUUCCUUGAGCUUCAAGUUGAAGGAGAAGAAGCUUACCAGACAUUUUCAAGGGUUAUUGAGAAUGCUAAUGUCAUCAUGGCCACAUAUGAAGACCCAUUGCUCGGUGAUGUUCAGGUUUACCCUGAGAAGGGAACUGUUGCUUUCUCUGCUGGUCUUCACGGUUGGGCUUUUACCCUUACCAACUUCGCUAAGAUGUAUGCUUCCAAAUUCGGUGUUGAUGAGAGCAAGAUGAUGGAGAGACUUUGGGGUGAGAACUUCUUUGACCCAGCAACCAGAAAGUGGACUGGAAAGAACACUGGUACUGCCACCUGCAAACGUGGGUUCGUUCAGUUCUGUUACGAUCCAAUCAAGAUGAUUAUCAACACUUGCAUGAACGACCAGAAAGACAAGCUGUGGCCCAUGUUGCAGAAACUUGGAGUCUCAAUGAAGUCUGACGAAAAGGAUUUGAUGGGAAAGCCUUUGAUGAAGCGUGUUAUGCAGACAUGGCUUCCAGCCAGCACUGCCCUACUUGAGAUGAUGAUAUUCCAUCUCCCAUCCCCCUCAACUGCCCAGAGGUAUCGUGUUGAGAAUCUGUACGAGGGUCCUCUUGACGAUCAAUACGCAACUGCUAUUAGGAACUGUGAUCCUGAAGGUCCUCUCAUGCUUUAUGUAUCUAAGAUGAUUCCAGCUUCCGACAAAGGUCGGUUCUUUGCUUUCGGACGUGUGUUUUCUGGUAAGAUUUCUACCGGAAUGAAGGUCAGAAUCAUGGGUCCUAAUUUCGUUCCUGGUGAGAAGAAGGAUCUUUACACCAAGAGUGUUCAGAGGACUGUCAUCUGGAUGGGAAAGAAGCAAGAAACAGUUGAAGAUGUUCCUUGUGGUAACACUGUUGCUUUGGUCGGUUUGGAUCAAUACAUUACCAAGAAUGCAACUCUAACGAAUGAGAAGGAAGUUGAUGCUCACCCAAUCCGAGCCAUGAAGUUCUCUGUCUCACCCGUUGUCCGUGUUGCUGUUCAGUGCAAGGUCGCCUCUGAUCUUCCAAAGCUUGUGGAAGGUCUAAAACGUUUGGCCAAAUCUGACCCUAUGGUUGUCUGCAGUAUUGAGGAGUCCGGUGAACACAUCAUUGCAGGAGCUGGUGAGUUGCAUUUGGAAAUCUGUUUGAAGGAUCUGCAAGAUGAUUUCAUGGGAGGUGCUGAAAUCAUAAAAUCCGACCCUGUUGUGUCUUUCCGUGAGACUGUUCUUGAGAAAUCUAGCCGUGUUGUGAUGAGCAAAUCGCCAAACAAGCAUAACCGUUUGUACAUGGAGGCUAGACCCAUGGAAGAAGGCUUGGCUGAGGCUAUUGAUGAUGGAAGAAUUGGCCCAAGAGAUGAUCCCAAGAACAGGUCUAAGAUCCUUGCUGAAGAAUUUGGCUGGGAUAAGGAUCUAGCCAAGAAGAUCUGGUGUUUCGGUCCUGAAACCACCGGCCCUAACAUGGUUGUUGAUAUGUGUAAGGGAGUUCAGUAUUUGAACGAAAUCAAGGAUUCAGUUGUUGCUGGUUUCCAGUGGGCUUCUAAGGAAGGUGCCCUAGCUGAGGAGAACAUGAGAGGUAUUUGCUUUGAAGUUUGUGAUGUUGUUCUUCAUUCUGAUGCUAUUCACAGAGGUGGUGGUCAAGUUAUCCCUACUGCAAGGAGAGUUAUUUAUGCUUCUCAGUUGACCGCCAAGCCCAGGCUGUUGGAACCCGUCUAUCUUGUUGAGAUUCAAGCACCCGAAGGAGCUCUUGGUGGUAUUUACAGUGUUCUGAAUCAGAAGCGUGGACACGUUUUCGAAGAGAUGCAGAGGCCAGGUACUCCUUUGUAUAACAUCAAGGCUUAUCUUCCUGUUGUUGAGUCUUUCGGAUUUUCGAGUACUUUGAGGGCUGCAACUUCUGGACAAGCUUUCCCCCAGUGUGUGUUUGAUCAUUGGGAAAUGAUGACUUCUGAUCCACUUGAGACUGGUUCUCAAGCUUCGACUUUGGUUGCUGAUAUCCGUAAGCGUAAGGGUUUGAAGGAGCAGAUGACCCCCUUGUCCGAUUUCGAAGACAAGCUCUAGAUUGUUUUGUUUCUUUUCUGUCCUGGUUAUUAUUGAACUUUCUUCUGGUUUACUUAUGUCAAACUCUUAUGCCUAUUUGGUUUUUCUUUUUUGAGGAUUUUGUUUGAGGUUAUGUUUGGACAAUUUGUUUUGUCAUGUUAUCUUGUUCACUGGUACUCUUUUUUCAAUUUUUCUUAUUAAUGUAUCACAGCUACUUUAAUA